Chironomus riparius is the source of this 1858-nucleotide messenger RNA. The record is from the annotation of a GenBank genome assembly. NCBI's taxonomy places the organism in Eukaryota, Metazoa, Arthropoda, Insecta, Diptera, Chironomidae.
AAAAGCGACUCAAGUCUUUCAAAAAAAUUCCACAACUAAACACAUUUUUUUCUGCUCAGUAUUGAUUCUUACUUUGUCUGCUUCGGUUGCUGAAACAAGACUCGUUUUAUAAAAGAAAAAAAAGUUUACAACACAUCGUGGCUGUGUCUAAAAAUAGAAAUUCAUAAAAUAAAUUUUCGGCGUUCGCAACAAAAGAAAAGAAGUUUUUAUCCAAAUUAUUAAUCAUGUCGCAAGCUAAAGUUCUGUCUACCUUAUUAAGAAUUCAAAGUCGUGGAAUAACAACAACACCAAAGGCUCUUGGUCACUACAAUAUUGAAGCUUUACCGCCAAAAUCCCGUGAAAUAAUCAAAAGAGAAAUGAAAGUCACAUGCAAUAAUUAUUCAGCAUUGCCGGCUGUUUUGUGCAAAGGCGAAGGCGUGUAUCUAUAUGAUGUGGACGGAAAGAAAUAUUUUGAUUAUUUGAGCGGCUAUUCAAGUGUUAAUCAAGGUCAUUGUCAUCCAAAAAUUGUUGAGGCUUUAAUCAAACAAGUCACGGUUCUUCAUCAUACGUCGCGUGCUUUCCAUAGCGACUUACUCGUUGAAUAUGCUGAAUAUGUGACUAAACUCUUUGGAUAUGAUGCAAUGCUGCCAAUGAACACUGGUGUUGAAGCUGCCGAGUCAUCUGUCAAAAUUGCCCGUAAAUGGGGCUACAAAGUCAAAAAAAUUCCAGCAAAUCAAGCGAAAAUAAUUUUCUGUGAAAACAACUUUUGGGGACGUUCAAUUGCAGCCGUUUCAGCCUCGACAGAUCCAACAGCUUAUGACAAUUAUGGACCAUUUGUGCCUGGUUUCGUCAACAUUCCAUACGACAACAUUGAAAGACUUGAAGCUGAAUUAAAGGAUCCAAAUGUUUGUGCAUUUAUGGCUGAGCCAAUUCAAGGUGAAGCUGGUGUUGUGGUUCCUAGUGAUGGAUAUUUGAAAAAGGUCAGAGAACUGUGUACUAAGUAUAAUGUGCUCUAUAUAGCUGAUGAGAUUCAGACUGGACUUGGAAGGACUGGAAGAAGACUUUGUGUUGAUCAUGAGAAUGUCAGACCUGACAUGGUGGUUCUUGGUAAAGCAUUGAGUGGUGGUGUGUAUCCAAUUUCUGCUGUCUUAGCUGAUCGUCAUAUUAUGGAUGUGAUUGAAGCAGGAACACAUGGAUCAACAUAUGGUGGAAAUCCACUAGCAGCUAAAGUAGCAAUUGCAGCUCUAGAAGUCCUUGAAGGUGAAAAACUCUCAGAAAAUGCCGAAAAAAUGGGACAAAUUCUACGCAAGGGACUCAGCGAACUAGACAAAGACAUUGUCAUAUCACACAGAGGUAAAGGACUUCUUAAUGCCAUUGAAAUCAACAACAACCGCGUCGAUGCCUUCGACUUGUGUCUAAAAUUAAAAGAAAAUGGAUUAUUGUCUAAGCCAACACACGAUAACGUUUUGAGACUUGCGCCACCGCUAAUUAUCACCGAGUCGCAAAUUUACGAAUCUCUCGAGAUUAUCAGAAAGACUUUAAAGGAGGUUUAAUUUAAUUCCUUUGUUUACUACAAGUGCUGAGCAAUAAAAGUGCAUUUUUUUUAUCUUAAUUAACGUUUUUGGCUUUUUUUGUUGUCAAUUGCAAUGCUGCUACGUGGCGGGUGGUGUGAUAAACACAUUAAAUUACAAACACUUGUUUUCAGUUUGAUAAGAGAAACUACUGCGAGAUAAGAACUGAGUUUUGAGAUAGAAAAACAAACAUUCUGCGACAUUCUAUUCGGCAACAUUAACUGAUUAUGUUUGUUUUUGUCUUUAAUAGAUUUAGAUAAACAGAUGAUAAAAAGAGGUGUGUGAUGAUAAUUUUAAAUAGCCUCGUG